UUUACUUUCCUUCUCUUUUCCAACAUCUACGAUUGAAGAUACUGCACGCAUUUCGUUGCAGCUCCUAAUUCAAUCAAUUUUAGGAAUAAUUUAUUAAAAUGGCUAAGCGUACCAGGAAAGUCGGAAUCGUCGGUAAAUAUGGCACCCGUUAUGGUGCAUCGUUGCGUAAAAUGGUGAAGAAGAUGGAAAUCACCCAACACGCAAAGUACACCUGCACUUUCUGCGGAAAGGAUGCCAUGAAGCGAUCCUGCGUAGGAAUCUGGUCCUGCAAGCGGUGCAAGCGGGUUGUCGCUGGCGGAGCCUGGGUUUACUCUACGACCGCAGCUGCCUCUGUGCGAUCUGCUGUUCGUCGUCUGCGUGAACUGUAAAAACUUAUGCUGAUGCCCAGAAAGUUUUAAUUUCCUGUACAAUAAGUGCGAACACAGCUUGGCCUGUGGUACGGUGGAACCGUUUGGAGAGCAAGAAAUAAACUGAUCGGAUACAUCUGGAAGGUGA
This is a messenger RNA of Sabethes cyaneus, 495 nucleotides long. RefSeq names its product 60S ribosomal protein L37a (gene RpL37A). The record is from RefSeq and is a predicted model, not a curated record. The transcript has 3 exons. The coding region runs from base 99 to 368 and encodes 89 amino acids. Gene Ontology annotation, cellular component: ribosome. Gene Ontology annotation, biological process: translation. Gene Ontology annotation, molecular function: structural constituent of ribosome. Lineage: Eukaryota; Metazoa; Arthropoda; Insecta; Diptera; Culicidae.